Molecule: messenger RNA, 2388 nt
Organism: Thamnophis sirtalis
Lineage: Eukaryota; Metazoa; Chordata; Lepidosauria; Squamata; Natricidae
Source: RefSeq, a predicted model, not a curated record
AUAGUGAAAGAAGAAUGGUAUGCCAGAAUUACAAAACUAAGGAAAAUGGUAGAUCAGUUAUUCUGCAAAAAAUUUGCUGAAGCCUUGGGAAGCACUGAACCAAAGGCCGUACCUUAUCAGAAAUUUGAAGCGCAUCCCACUGAUCUUUAUGUGGAAGGUUUGCCAGAGAAUAUUCCAUUUCGGAGUCCCUCUUGGUAUGGAAUCCCUCGGCUAGAGAAAAUUCUUCAAGUGGGGAAUAGGAUAAAGUUUGUAAUAAAAAAGCCAGAACUACUCACAGUCAGUUCCACAGAAGUUACUCAACCAAGAACAAACAUGCCAGUCAAAGAAGAUUGGAAUGUCAGAAUCACAAAAUUGAGGAAACAAGUAGAAGAAAUAUUUAAUAUGAAAUUUGCACAAGCUCUGGGUCUCAGUGAAGCAGUGAAAGUUCCUUAUCCUGUCUUUGAGUCAAAUCCUGAUAAUCUGUAUGUAGAAGGUUUGCCUGAAGGGAUCCCCUUUCGAAGCCCAACCUGGUUUGGAAUCCCUCGCCUGGAAAGAAUUGUGCGGGGCAGUGGAAAAAUUAAAUUCAUUGUAAAGAAGCCAGAGCUUGUUACCUCAUUCUUGCCUCCAGAAUUGGUUUGUAAAGUGAACACUUCAGUAAACGUCUCUGUAGGCUCUCAGAGUCCCAGCAGCUCAAACUCUACACGAAGUCCUGUAAGCAACUCUAAAGUUCCAGAGAUUGAAGUUACUGUAGAUGAAGGUCCUGCUAAUAGGGUAUCAACCUCAGAUGUUAGAACUAAUCCUCAAACCAAUGGAUCCAAUACAGGCUUUAAGCCAAGAGGAAGAGAGUUUUCUUUUGAGGCCUGGAAUGCCAAGAUUACUGAUUUGAAACAGAAAGUUGAAAAUCUUUUUAAUGAAAAAUGUGGGGAAGCUCUUGGACUGACAGAACCUGUUAAAGUUCCUUUUGCGCUUUUUGAAUCUUAUCCUGAAGAUUUUUACGUUGAAGGCCUUCCUGAGGGAGUGCCAUUCCGUCGCCCAUCCACUUUUGGCAUUCCAAGAUUGGAAAAAAUUCUCCGAAACAAAGCUAAGAUAAAAUUUAUCAUUAAAAAGCCAGAAAUGUUUGAGGCAGCAAUUAAAGAAAAUGCUACUGCUAUUCCAAAUCCUCAAAGAAGAACCAGCUUAUGUAAUACUGUGAUAAACGCUGUAAGUGUGCCUGACCCAGUGGUGAACACAGCUGCUGGAGUAGAAGACCUUAACAUCAUUCAGGUGACAAUACCAGAUGAUGAUGAGAGAACCUCCAAAGUAGAGAAGGCCCGGCAGCUGAGAGAGCAAGUGAAUGAUCUCUUCAGUCGAAAAUUUGGGGAAGCUAUUGGUAUGGGAUACCCUGUGAAAGUCCCAUACCGAAAAAUCACUGUCAACCCUGGCUGUGUGGUGGUGGAUGGAAUGCCCCCUGGUGUAUCUUUUAAAGCUCCCAGCUAUCUUGAAAUCAGUUCCAUGAGGAAGAUUCUGGAUUCUGCAGAAUUUAUUAAAUUUACCGUCAUUAGACCAUUCCCUGGACUUGUAAUGAACAACCAAAUUACUGAAAAAGCAGAAGCAGAAGUCCCAGCAGCCACUGUGCCAGCUCCUGAACAGGUUAUACAAGAGCCAGUUGAAGCAGACCAAAUAGUACAAGUAUCUGUGGAGGAAGAUUCAGUACAGACUGAAGAACACUCUCAAAUAAAGCAGGAGCCAGAUCCAACGUGGUAGACCUGACUUGCAUUAGAGUAAAGGACAGUCAUAACACGAAGCAGAGGGGUGGGUGGUAUUCAGAUACUUUUCUAGGUAGGAAAUGGACCCCCGACUGUUGCUGUGAAUGCAGAAUCUAUGAUCUGACUUCCAUUUAUAUUGGUCCUGUAACUAUGUAGAUCACUUAACUUGGUGGAGUCCCUCUUACAGUCUUUUAAGUUGUGCUCCUUUUGUCCUUGCGCCACUUGCUUUGACUUCUAGUCCUCCUGAACCUUUAGAGCAAUCUUCCACACCCUUUAUGCCCUCCGUUUGUUUUGGAUGGCAUCCUCUCUGCCCAUUGGCUUUGCUGGCUGGGGCUGAUGGGUGUCAGAGUCCAUGUCUGGAGGGCUUGAGAUACCUAACAGGAACCAAGUUAAACUGAAUGAAAUAUGUACAGUAUGCAAAAAUAGCCAUUAUUUUCAUAGGGCUUCUAGUAGCAGUUUAUUUAACUUCCAUCUCUGCCAUUUUGUUUUUUCCUCCUCUAUCUCCAAUCAAAAGCAAAAGCAUCAAGGCUUGAGAAGAGUUUGUUGGGAUGAUUCUGGCCUGUGUAAUAUAAUUGUAGAAGAGAAGUACCUUCUGUCUGUCUGUCCUGUCCUAACGUCUAUGGAGAUUCUCAAUCAUCCAGGUCACAGUUUUCCCAUAGGUGCU